This is a messenger RNA of Psilocybe cubensis, 321 nucleotides long. RefSeq lists its product as uncharacterized. Bases 1 to 321 code for a protein of 106 amino acids. The record is from RefSeq and is a predicted model, not a curated record. The transcript has 4 exons. NCBI's taxonomy places the organism in Eukaryota, Fungi, Basidiomycota, Agaricomycetes, Agaricales, Agrocybaceae.
AUGUCCGUUCCCAGUCUCACCGUUGAGAUUGGGCAAGAGUUCACUGUAUCGUGGACUUCGAGCAACGACUGCAGCGAGCCGCAAGAUGUUGAUAUUUGUCUAAACACAGACACUGUCUUCAUUCCUGUCGGAUCUAUUUCGAGAAAUAAUACAAUCUCAGGCACUGUCGAUAUCACUUUGAACUCGACUAUCCCUCCAGACACAUACACUCUGGGAAUCAGAUUCCCCGGUUGCUCAUUCUUGCUUGCGCAAGAGUUUGACGACUUUGUUGUCGUGUCACCGACUCCGAGAGUAUUAAAGGGCCGUUCCCAUUCGGCAUAG